Molecule: messenger RNA, 999 nt
Organism: Ochotona princeps (American pika)
Lineage: Eukaryota; Metazoa; Chordata; Mammalia; Lagomorpha; Ochotonidae
Product: olfactory receptor 10R2
Exons: 2
Coding region: 1-999 (332 amino acids)
Biological process (GO): G protein-coupled receptor signaling pathway
Cellular component (GO): membrane
Molecular function (GO): G protein-coupled receptor activity; olfactory receptor activity
Source: RefSeq, a predicted model, not a curated record
AUGAGAACCCAGGAGCUUGAAGAGGUUGUAGUAGCAAACAUCACCAUUGUCACUGAGUUCCUGUUGCUGGGUUUUUCGAGCCUUGGUGAAAUUCAGCUUGCCCUGUUUGUGGUUUUUCUGUUUCUGUAUUUAGUCAUUCUUAGUGGCAAUGCCACUAUAAUCAGUGUCAUUCAACUGGAUCAGAACCUCCACACACCAAUGUACUUCUUCCUUGGCAUUCUCUCAACAUCUGAGACCUUUUACACGUUUGUUAUAUUACCCAAGAUGCUGCUCAACCUGCUGUCUGUGGCCAGAACCAUCUCCUUUACCUGUUGUGCCAUUCAAAUGUUCUUCUUCCUUGGUUUUGCUAUUACCAACUGCCUGCUGUUGGGUGUGAUGGGCUAUGACCGCUAUGCUGCCAUUUGUCAUCCUCUGCAUUACCCAAUGCUUAUGAGUUGGCAGGUGUGUGGAAAAUUGGCAGCUGCUUGUGGGAUUGGUGGCAUCAUAGCCUCACUGACAGUUGUAAAUCUAGUUUUCAGUCUUCCUUUUUGUAAUGCCAACAAGGUCAACCACUACUUCUGUGACAUCUCCCCAGUCAUUCGUCUGGCUUGCACCAAUACAGAUGUUCAUGAAUUUGUCAUAUUCAUUUGUGGAGUUUUGGUACUCGUGGUUCCCUUUUGCUUUAUCUGUAUUUCUUAUCUCGGCAUUCUGAGGACAAUCCUGAAGAUCCCCUCAGCUGAGGGCAAACGGAAAGCCUUUUCCACCUGCGCCUCUCAUCUCACUGUGGUUAUUGUUCACUAUGGCUGUGCUUCCUUCAUCUACCUGAGGCCUACAGCAAACUAUGUGUCCAACAAGGACAGGCUGGUGACAGUGACAUAUACUGUUGUCACUCCUUUACUCAACCCCAUGGUCUAUAGUCUUAGAAACAAAGAUGUUCAACUUGCUAUCCGAAAAGUGCUAGGAAAGAAAGGAUCUCUGAAAUCAGAAAAUUGGGGAACCAGUCACAGGCAUCCUAAAUAA